CCCCGCCCCUCCACGGCGCUUCCUAGUUCGGCUGGUUCUUCUGUAGCCGGCUUCAGCAUCCCGCGCCCGGGCAGGAAUAGAAGAUGAACAAACCCAUAACACCAUCAACAUAUGUGCGCUGCCUCAAUGUUGGACUAAUUAGGAAGCUGUCAGAUUUUAUUGAUCCUCAAGAAGGAUGGAAGAAGUUAGCUGUAGCUAUUAAAAAACCAUCUGGUGAUGAUAGAUACAAUCAGUUUCACAUAAGGAGAUUUGAAGCAUUACUUCAAACUGGAAAAAGUCCCACUUCUGAACUACUGUUUGACUGGGGCACCACAAAUUGCACAGUUGGUGAUCUUGUGGAUCUUUUGAUCCAAAAUGAAUUUUUUGCUCCUGCGAGUCUUUUGCUCCCAGAUGCUGUUCCCAAAACUGCUAAUACACUACCUUCUAAAGAAGCUGUAACAGUUCAGCAAAAACAGAUGCCUUUCUAUGACAAAGACAGGACAUUGAUGACACCUGUGCAGAAUCUUGAACAAAGCUAUAUGCCACCUGACUCCUCAAGUCCAGAAAAUAAAAGUUUAGAAGUUAGUGAUACACGUUUUCACAGUUUUUCAUUUUAUGAAUUGAAGAAUGUCACAAAUAACUUUGAUGAACGACCCAUUUCUGUUGGUGGUAAUAAAAUGGGAGAGGGAGGAUUUGGAGUUGUAUAUAAAGGCUACGUAAAUAACACAACUGUGGCAGUGAAGAAGCUUGCAGCAAUGGUUGACAUUACUACUGAAGAACUGAAACAGCAGUUUGAUCAAGAAAUCAAAGUAAUGGCAAAGUGUCAACAUGAAAACUUAGUAGAACUACUUGGUUUCUCAAGUGAUGGAGAUGACCUCUGCUUAGUAUAUGUUUACAUGCCUAAUGGUUCAUUGCUAGACAGACUCUCUUGCUUGGAUGGUACUCCACCACUUUCUUGGCACAUGAGAUGCAAGAUUGCUCAGGGUGCAGCUAAUGGCAUCAAUUUUCUACAUGAAAAUCAUCAUAUUCAUAGAGAUAUUAAAAGUGCAAAUAUCUUACUAGAUGAAGCUUUUACUGCUAAAAUAUCUGACUUUGGCCUUGCACGGGCUUCUGAGAAGUUUGCCCAGACAGUCAUGACUAGCAGAAUUGUGGGAACAACAGCUUAUAUGGCACCUGAAGCUUUGCGAGGAGAAAUAACACCCAAAUCUGACAUUUACAGCUUUGGUGUGGUUUUACUAGAAAUAAUAACUGGACUUCCAGCCGUGGAUGAACACCGUGAACCUCAGUUAUUGCUAGAUAUUAAAGAAGAAAUUGAAGAUGAAGAAAAGACAAUUGAAGAUUAUAUUGAUAAAAAGAUGAAUGAUGCUGAUUCCACUUCAGUUGAAGCUAUGUACUCUGUUGCUAGUCAAUGUCUGCAUGAAAAGAAAAAUAAGAGACCAGACAUUAAGAAGGUUCAACAGCUGCUGCAAGAGAUGACAGCUUCUUAAAACUUUAUUGGAAUAGACUUUUUAUAAACACGUAUCUCAACCAUUUUUUUAACUAAUUUUUUUCCUAAAUAUUCUUCUUUACCUUUAACAAGGCACAGGCUGUUGCAGGACAGUGGUUAUUAAAGCAUGGGUUGAACUUCCAAAAUAUAAAAAUAGAGCCACCAUAUCAACACUUAGCUCUACCCAUUAGUAUCACCCCCAGUUCUUACAGUAAUCCCUGAGAAAUCUCCUUCAAGCAUCACCAAACACAGUUUGAAAAUUACAGGGUUAGCUAAAAGAGCCUGGGCUGUAUGUAGGGUGGAAACAGUCUGAUCUGAAGCCCAACUGACUCCACUACUAAUUUGCUGUAAAGCUUUGGACACACACUUAGCUGCUGUGAGCCACUAAUAACAUUGGGCUAAUAUCUGCUGUGCUUCUCUGACAGGUAUCAUGAAAAUCAAAUGAUGCAGAAUAUAUACAAGCACUUUGUAAACUGUAAAAUGAUACAAAAUUUAAAGUUUAUAGAGCCAGUUACAAAAUCCUAUUAGUCAUAUAUUUAUAGAUUGUGUUCACAGCAAUCAUUUAACCACAAAUAAAAUAUCCCUUGUUGAUACUGCC
Nomascus leucogenys (northern white-cheeked gibbon) is the source of this 2063-nucleotide messenger RNA. It is a transcript of the gene IRAK4, whose product is annotated as interleukin 1 receptor associated kinase 4. The record is from RefSeq and is a predicted model, not a curated record. Gene Ontology annotation, biological process: signal transduction; protein phosphorylation. Gene Ontology annotation, molecular function: magnesium ion binding; protein serine/threonine kinase activity; ATP binding. Lineage: Eukaryota; Metazoa; Chordata; Mammalia; Primates; Hylobatidae.